AUGGGAGGUGACAAUGACAAAGGUUUUCAUGGGUAUCCUCCUGCUGGAUACCCGCCGGCUCCUGGGUAUCCACCUGCUGGAUACCCGCAACAAGGUUACCCUCCACCACCUGGUGCUUACCCACCUGCAGGUUAUCCUCCAAGUGCAUACCCACCGGCGCCUGGUGGUUAUCCCCCAGCACCUGGUGGCUAUCCUCCUGCCCCUGGUUAUGGUGGUUAUCCUCCUGCACCUGGUCAUGGUGGUUACCCUCCUGCUGGCUAUCCUGCUCAUCACUCUGAUUUUAUGAUUAUUGGCUAUAUGCCUAUAUUGUUUGUCCAAAGUGUUCUUUUACCUCUACUUCUUUCAGGACACGCAGGAGGAAUUGGGGGUAUGAUUGCAGGUGCUGCUGCUGCCUAUGGAGCUCACCACAUAGCUCAUAGCUCUCACAGCCCUUAUGGACAUGCUGCAUAUGGUCACGGCUUUGGUCAUCAUGGUCAUGGCUAUGGUUAUGGUCAUGGUCAUGGAAAGUUCAAGCAUGGGAAGCACGGAAAGUUCAAGCAUGGGAAGCAUGGAAUGUUUGGAGGCAAAUUCAAGAAGUGGAAGUGA
Molecule: messenger RNA, 585 nt
Organism: Capsella rubella
Lineage: Eukaryota; Viridiplantae; Streptophyta; Magnoliopsida; Brassicales; Brassicaceae
Product: annexin A7
Exons: 3
Coding region: 1-585 (194 amino acids)
Source: RefSeq, a predicted model, not a curated record